Molecule: messenger RNA, 2805 nt
Organism: Dioszegia hungarica
Lineage: Eukaryota; Fungi; Basidiomycota; Tremellomycetes; Tremellales; Bulleribasidiaceae
Exons: 9
Coding region: 1-2805 (934 amino acids)
Biological process (GO): SNARE complex assembly
Cellular component (GO): endosome; lytic vacuole
Molecular function (GO): SNARE binding
Source: RefSeq, a predicted model, not a curated record
AUGGAGUCUGACCCCGCCGGAGGGAUGGCCAAUAAUGGACUUGAGGCAGGGUACUGGGGUAUGAGCGACCCUCCUAGAAUUAGGUCGAUUACGGGUGUCCGCAUCCGCCAGCUCACCUUGCCGGAAGCUCUCGCUUCCUCACUGUCGAGGGCCGGGCAUACAACGCCGCCUGUACAGGACGGCUACUUCCUCGGCGAGUCCUCAUACACCGCCAGCUCGCCUAGCCAAACUCCGCAACUCCGGCGGGCCAGCUCGUCCGCCUCGCACGGUCCUUCUCGUCGGGGCAGGCGGAUCUCGCUGUCGGAGCUCGAAGAACCGCAGCGAGCGCGGGCAGAUAGCGGCUCGACGCUCCGAGCUGUACAUGCGGCGUCCGGGUCGGGGUCCCAAACCGCGCGCGAGCGGACUACAAGGCCGAGGUCUCGCACGCUCGCCGGAGAAGCUAUCGAGCAAGCGCAGCAGCUGUCGCACAGCCUGAUCGAAGCAAAUGGAGAUUCGGGGAUUGGUGAUGGUGAUGCCGAGGCGGCGCUACCGAGACGUCAGCUCGCAAGGUGCUUCAUAGCCUUCAAGCUGCCCGCUGAGCACGCAUCGACCGGAACGCGGACCGAGGUCAACGGACCAGCGGGACUCGACGUCAAGGGGAAAGGCAGAGCGCCUGACUCGGACAUGCCUUCUCAAUGUCCCUCGCCUUUGCGUCGGAACCCGUCGUUGAUCAAGACGCGACCUUCUCGCUCAACCUCGAUGGACCAUCUACCCGGCCGGAGCACUCCGACCAGCCCCUCCUCAAAUCCCGGGACACCCCCUCGGAGCCGCACGACGUCACUCAACACCAACACAUCUCCUGCUGUCUCGAAGUCUGGACCUGGUCCACCUUCCACUCCGGAUGCUGCUGGCCAGCUACCCAAGCUCGGUCAGAGACCCCCGCGGCUCGUCAGGGCAGGAAGCGAAGCGGGGCGGUCAAGACCUCCUGGUCGCCCGGUAUCGAUGAUAUCAAGGGGGUCAUACCGGUCCCCUCACCUCAAUAGCGCCACCGAAUCGGGCCCAGAGCCGCCAGUCAUCCCGGACUCACUCAUGCCGAAGCCUUCACCCUCGGCCGUCGCCCCGUUCUUCCUAUCGCCCAUUCAUCCACCCUCAUCGCAUCCCGCCUUCCCCGCCUUACUGCCCGAAUCGGACUUUGCGGCAUGGCUCACGACCGCCGAGCUGGCGACGCAGGUGGUCGAUGUGGAAAUAUGGUAUGAAGACCCGGAGCGGGGCUGGGCGGUUUUGAACGACGUCGGAGGGAGGGUGGAUUUGUCGAGCUUACGGCCGGUACGGAAUGGAGGUGAAGGCGAGAAUGACCUGGAGUUCAGCUUGAAGGGCGAUACAGGAGGAUGGUAUAGCAUAAGGCUUGAUGAAGCCGGGGAGCGUGUCGGAGGAGACCCGAAGUCUGGGGAUAAGGGCAGGAAGAGGGGAGCUUCCGUUAGGGGUGUGAUGGAGCGGAGUGUGAGGGAGACGAGGAUGAAGAAGGGGGUCGGCGUUGGAGGACUACACCAGCUUGUACACGGUCAAUCCGUAGUUGAGGAUACCAAGCAGAAUAUCGAGAUUGUCAAAUCCAAGAUCGACGAUUUGCUACGCCAAGAUGCGGAUAGACGCGCCUUGCGGCGAGAUGUAGACCAGCGAACAGAGAACGUCAACUGGAUCCAGAGCAAGAUUGAUGAGUUUGACCGCAUAGCCAGAGAGGUCGACGCUGCGAUAGUCUUGCGCAAAAAGGCCAUCUCGGACCGACGACAAGCCCUCGCGCGAGCAGAAGAACGGGAUGAUGCGGAGCGAUCACGCGCUGUUCAGAUCGAUCAGGCGAUUCACACCGCUCAAAUGAGCCGCGCUGCCCUCCAGCCGCUGAUACAUCACUAUCGCGCUCACCAUGUCCAGACGCUCGACGCACUCUUCCCUAUCCUUCCUUUAUCCCCCUCGAUACUGCUAUACGGCAUCCUCGGCGUCCCUCUUCCAAUACCGUCAGGCGAAGAUCCUGCUCCGCCCAUCACGCUCCCCGCGGCAAUCCUGCCAGAUGGUGUCAAGGUGGAUGAGCGGACGACUGCAGCGGCACUGGGGUAUGUGACGAUGGUAGUGCACAUUCUGGGAAAUUUGGGCGGGACCGGACCGGGAGGUGGCGGGUUGGUGUAUCCCGUGACGUGUGCAGGGAGCAGGAGUCUUGUACGGGAUGUGGUUUCAGUGAUGCAGGGUCCGAGAUCGUUCCCGCUGUAUACGAAAGGUGUCGAGCGAUAUCGAUUCGACUAUGCCGUAUUCCUUCUGAACACCAACAUCGAGCUGCUCAUGCAAGAAGCCAACAUCCGCCUAGUCGACCGGCGCCACACACUUCCCAAUCUCAAAUCCCUCCUUCUGACACUCUCCUCCCCCACGCCUCCUCCACCUCCCCCACACCCCGCAGGCCAAGCCUCCAGCUACCCUCCGUCGGGCACAACGACAUACAAUAACUCGCGCAUAGGCUCGCGCCAGGCCAGCUAUACCUUCAACCCCCAACUCGGCUUCUCAACCAGGGAAAAGCAGUCGGUUCUGGGCAGUCCGGCCUCAUCACUGGGCGAUCUGCGGAGUCCGCCGGGAUCGCAUAUAGGCGGGGUAGGGAGGAGAGAGCGGGAUGGGAAUAGUAUGAGCCCGAUCAAGGCGGGUUGGGGGGAUGGUGGAGCGAGAGGGAGGAGUCAUCUUUCGAGGCAGAGCUGGGGUGGGAGUCAAGAGGCGGAGGAAGGGGAUGGGGAGACGGCGGUUUCGAGGUCGGAGGUCACGUCGGAGUUAGGUACCGGAUACGACUAUUGA